Monopterus albus (swamp eel) is the source of this 2626-nucleotide messenger RNA. It is a transcript of the gene rpz5, whose product is annotated as rapunzel 5. The transcript has 3 exons. NCBI's taxonomy places the organism in Eukaryota, Metazoa, Chordata, Actinopteri, Synbranchiformes, Synbranchidae. The record is from RefSeq and is a predicted model, not a curated record. Bases 256 to 1437 code for a protein of 393 amino acids.
GAGAGACAGCUUAUAUAUACAUCCCAAAGAGGCUGGUGCUCAUAGGCACAGCUGGACUACUGGUUCACUGGACUCUAGCCCACUGGAUAUUUAGCUAGAAAGAAAUAUAUUUCACUUUUGGUGUUAAAAGAAGACAAACUUUUUUUGGUUUUACAAGGGAAGAUACUUCCGAGCACAAAUCAAGAUAAGUACUCAAUACCAGCAGUCUUUGGCUGCGGAAAACAAAUUAGUUAGUGAGAAAGACAUAAAACAAAGAUGAACAGCGUGGCAGAUUGGCUCGUGCAGAACAGGGACAAGAUCGAGAAAGGUGUGGAGAUCAUGGGGCAAGCCUCCGAGGUGCUAGCUGCCACUGUGGGCCAGCUUCACCCUGUGCUGGAGGCCGUGUUCAUGGCUUCAGCCGAGCUACUCAACAACCCAGAGGGCAAAGAGGCUCGCUACCUGUCCCAACAGUUUGAGCUGGUCAGCCAAAAACUUGAGGGAAUUCAAGAUGAGAUUGAUAAAAUUGCCCUGGAAAUGCAGAAGACAUCAAUGAACAAGCAGAACUUUGAUCGAGAGGCGCAGAUGCUCAGCCAGUAUGAAAAGUUCCAGGACUUUGUCAAUGCCAAGCCAAAGUUCAGGGAGAAGAAGAUGGAGAAGUUCCUUAGCCAUUAUGAGAACACAGAUGGCGACUUGAACUUGGACGCCCUCUACAAUGCUGUAACUGGGGAGAACAUGUCAGGAGACCCUGUUCUGGAAACAGUGGUGGCCACAGAGCAGAGAAGCAGACGGGCAGUUGAGGAUUUCUGUGCCCGCCUGAAGAAGCUUUUUGUGGUGGGCAUUAUCGCUGUCAUGGGUCAUGCUGCUCUCAAGGAAGGAGCAGUCGGUGAGGAGAUGGUGAAGAAGUGGCAGGCACGAAUGGAGGAUGUGGAGAAACGAAUGAAGGCAGCUGUGGAUGACUGUACAGAAAACUUUGCCAAACAAGCCAAGCUGGACAUGGAGCAACAGGUUCUGGAGAAUCCUGGCACUGUCGACCAAGAAUUCACCAAAACCCUUCUGGAGUCACUUGUUAAGAAAUACGACUGGGUGAACUGGUCCAUCAGGGCCUUCGGCGACAGGGAGCGCAUUUUCUUUUUCAACUGGCUGGCAGGAAAGAAGUACCAUGGAAGUGGAGGAGCCAACUGGUUUGACCUUUUGACCAAGAACAAGAUCAAAGUGGUGGUCUCUUUCUGUGUCAACCCCAAGCCCAUUUCUAAGAGUCAGAUCCAUGAGCAGAUAGAGCGGCAGAAGCUGAAGGGAGACAUGAUGGCAGUCGCUCUGGCUUUGAACAAGAGCUUCCCCAACUGCCUGGUUCAUGCUGUCAGUCAUUACAAGGAGGUGGUGGAGACCAACAACUUCCAUGAGGAUUGUUACUACUUUGGAAAACACAAAAGAGCCUACCUGUGUAUCCACCCUGAGUAGACUCACAGAGAAACGUAAACUGUGGCUGCAUACAGAUAGAAUCAAGCUACAAAUACAUUCGUGAAUGUCUUUACCAGACACCUAGAAAAAUAUCCAUGCUAUACAAACAAUAUUCCUAAAUCUUGUGUAUAUUGAUGCAUAAUCUGAUCGAUCUGGGUUCUGGUAUGUGAUUUAUUGACUUACAGUACGUUUAAUGGUUUUUGUUCUUAUACAUACAGUAUACAUAUAUGUUGAUGAUACAGCAGUUUCGGGGUGUAGAGCCAUACAUCUCCUACUUUGACUGAGCGUUAUGAAUCAUAAAAUGAUUCUGUCCACAUAGGGGUGGGUGACAUGACAAUAUACAGUCAUACCAAGGUAUUCUUCCUCUUUAGUACCUUAAUUAUCUCUGUAUUGAAUCAUUGUGGGCAAUGUUGAAAACCAAUUAGCAGGACUGCUAUUUGGAAUUAUUAGAUUUUUAUGUGAUUUUUGCAUUAAUGUGAUAACUUAUAUUUGUAAUCUUAGAUUACCCCAAAAUAUUGGUUACUUUGAGCUUCAAAAGCUUUAGAACAUGCAAGUAUGUGAACAAUCAUUUGAAACUGUUUUGUUAAAUUCUUAAAAACAAGCUACCAGACUCAACAUUUGAGGGAAUAGUUCACCAGUUUGGGAAAUGUGCUUAUUCACUUCCUUGUUGAGUAAGAUGAGAUGAUAGAUACCACUCUUGUCUGUAAAAUAUGAAGCUGCAGCCAACAGCUGGUUAGCUUAUCUUAGCACAGAGCUGUUUCCACUUGUUUCCUGUCUUUAAUGCUAAGCUAAGCUAACCAUCUCCUUGUUUUGCCUUAAUAUUUAAAAGACACACUAAAGAGGCAUCUAUUCUCUUGUAAAACUCUUGAGCAAAAAAAGCAUCUGUUGAUGGAGGCAGUGUGAUAUGGUUAAAGGCUUGAGAACAACUGAGCACGUGGCCAUUCAACUGAGAUUGUUUUGUCAAGUAUAUUUAGUUUGAUUGGUGUCCCCAAAAAUAUAGAAUUUAUAUGAUCAGAAUAGAAAUAAAUUAAAUAUACUAUAGAGUAUGUUAUUCAUAUUGCCCACUCCUUGACAUAAAUGUUUGUUAAGAAAAAUACAUUUUACCUGUUAUGCUGCUUUUGGUGCAAUCUAGUGCUGCAGUACAAACCUCUAAAAGCCUAAGCCCACAAGCUUUAUCAGAUACAAAUGU